Molecule: messenger RNA, 960 nt
Organism: Bombyx mori (domestic silkworm)
Lineage: Eukaryota; Metazoa; Arthropoda; Insecta; Lepidoptera; Bombycidae
Product: juvenile hormone acid O-methyltransferase-like
Exons: 5
Coding region: 42-842 (266 amino acids)
Source: RefSeq, a predicted model, not a curated record
UUCUUUUUUUUAAUUUUUAUUGUUACUUUUUCAGCGUGUCAAUGAACGACCAUCUAGACUUUUACCAUGACUGCAACGAUGUUACCAGAAUAGAUGCUAUUGAAUCUCUAACGGAAUACGGAUCGAAACUUAAAUUCAAACCAAAAGCAAAAGUUAUUGAAGUAGGAUGCGCUGACGGCAGCGUUUCUAACAUCCUUUUCCAACAUUUGCCCAAGGACAUAGAGCUUUUGCUAUCUUGCGAUAAAAAUGAGAAAGCGGUACAGUUUGCCAAGGAGCACUACAAAAAUAACAAAACAGCUUAUAGGGUAUUAGAUAUAGAAGGCGACCUGCCGGAGGAUUUAAAAGGGAAAUUCGAUAAUUUCAUCUCAUUGAUGACGUUCCAUUGGGUCCCUCAACAGGAAAAAGCAUUUCGAAACGUCUACGAUCUUCUGGCUGAGGACGGAGAAUGUUUUUUGACCUUAAAAUCGUAUUCACACAUUUACCAUAUGUUUGUAUUACAAUCAAAAUCAAGAAAAUGGGGUCCGUUCAUGAAGAAUAUGAAAAACUUUCUGUCGCCGUACUACGAUUUGUCGAUGCCGGAUCAACACAUAGCAAAAAUAUUAAAGAACGUCGGUUUCAAGAAUAUUGACGUAAGAUCUAAACAGAAAAUGUACACAUUUAAGAACUUGGAGAAGUUUAGGGGACUCAUGAUCGGAGUGAAUCCAUUUAAAGUUCCUGAGAAUGAAUUUGAAAAUUACAUUGACGACCUCAUGGAAACAGCACGCACGCUACGUAUUAUUGAUGAGGAAAACGGCACGUUGUCUUUCCUGUUUAAUAUGAACAUUGUUCAUUGUACUAAAUAAACAUUCAUUAUGUAGUUAGUCACUAAUUAUAAACUGUCUUCAUAAAGAGGACCUUUGCUGUAAAUGUUUAUUAUUUUGUUUAAGCACGAACUUAAAAAUAUAUUUUUUACGACACCUU